UCAUUUCCUUGAUACCAGUGUCUGCUGUGAGGAAUAAAGGCAAAGUGACCCAAGGGCAGUUCCCAGUCACAUGGAAUGCUACAGCCGUUGAAGGAGGAACGGUUAAUUUAACCUGUCGAGUGGAUCAAAAUGAUAACACUUCCCUCCAGUGGUCAAAUCCCGCUCAGCAAACCCUAUACUUUGACGACAAAAAAGCUUUAAGGGACAACAGAAUUGAACUCAUCCGAGCUUCCUGGCAUGAAUUGAGUAUCAGCGUUAGUGACAUCUCUUUGUCAGAUGAAGGCCUAUAUACAUGUUCCUUAUUUACAAUGCCUGUCAAAACAUCCAAGGCUUACUUAACAGUUCUGGGUGUCCCUGAAAAGCCACACAUCAGUGGAUUUACAUCACCAGUUAUGGAAGGGGAAAUAAUUCAGUUGACUUGCAAAACAUCUGGUAGUAAACCAGCUGCUGAUAUACGAUGGUUUAAAGGAGACCAAGAAAUGACAGGUAUGCAGAAAUUACAAGAAAAAGAUAGUAAUGGAAAGACAUUCACAGUUAUCAGUUAUCUGGAUAUCCGAGGGGAUCGUAAAGAUGAUGGAGCAAUUGUCCGUUGUAGAGUUGACCAUGAAUCUCUAAACUCUACACCACAUAUAGCAAAGCAGCUAUUAGAAAUUCACUAUACACCUAGCGUCAAGAUCAUGCCCUCCAUUCCUCUUCCACAAGAAGGACAGCGACUGGUUUUGACGUGUGAAUCUAAAGGAAAGCCACUACCAGAGCCAGUAUUAUGGACCAAGGAUGGGGGAGAGCUUCCAGAUCCCGAAAGAAUGGUAGUGAACGGAAGAGAAUUAACAAUAACCUUUUUAAACAAAACAGAUAAUGGAACAUAUCGAUGUGAAGCAACCAACUCCAUUGGUAAAAACAGUGCAGAGUACAUCUUGAUAAUAAACGAUGCCCCUACCACUUUAAUUCCAACCACAAUCAUCCCCCUUUCCACCACUGCAACAGUCACAACCUCUGUUUCCAUACCAACCCGUUCAACCACAUCCGCUUCCGGCAUCAAAGAUCCAAAUGCUUAUCCUGGUCCUGCGGCCCCAGACCACGCUCUAAUAGGAGGAAUUGUAGCUGUAGUUGUAUUUGUCACAUUAUGUUCAAUUAUCUUGCUUGGACGAUACUUGGCAAGACAUAAAGGCACAUACUUAACAAACGAAGCAAAAGGCGCUGAAGAUGCCCCAGAUGCAGACACAGCCAUUAUCAAUGCAGAAGGCAGCCAAGUCAACGCAGAAGAGAAGAAGGAAUAUUUCAUUUAAAUGCAAACCCGGGUGACGACGCAUUUCACUUAUCAGGCUGACUGCUGGAAAAAACUGGCUAUCACUUUUCAGAAUUCAUUCCCCCGCCAUCUUCCGCUCCAUUUUAUUAACUUCUGCUAUCAAUAGCCAGCUUAGGCCAACAAUCAGCUGUUGACGGCAUCAUAAAUUAAUUGCAUUUCAUAAUGCGGGACUUUUCUUACUGCUAAAAAAAAAUAUAAAACAAGAAAAAAAUGUCCAUCACUCUGUUAUAAUUCAGUCAUACAGUGCUUGAAUAUACAGCCUUAACAGUUUCUUUUCCACUUUUUAUUUUUCAGAACAUAUUUUAUUUUUUAUGUUUACUCAAUGAAAGACUUCCAGGCUGCCCUUUUCUAUAUAUUCUCCAGCACACAUACAUAAACACACAGACAUGUAUAUUUAGUCCAUGUUAUUGUACUAUAAUGCUCUGAGUCUAUGACCUACCCAUAGAUAACUAUUAUUUUGGUAGGAUUUUGAGUAACAACUCCCCAUGUGGAUGUCUGAGGUAUUACGUACAAAAAAAUUGCAAUAAUUUGGACUACACUCAUUUAUGCAUGUAUACCGUAUGGUGUGUGUGUUAAGCCAUCCAUCAACACUAAUUUGGUACAGACUUGAUUAGAAUUCAAUACCACAAGGACAGUAGUUUCUAUGCUUGGUAAAGGGUCUGUUUUUGGAUUAUGUACCACAAAACCAACAGAAAUGCAUAAACACAACAGAUAGUGGUACUAAUUCCAGAGGUAUGCUUUAUCAUAACAGUAGUAGUUCUUAAUCUAUCAGUAUCACCAAGGCAGAGCCAUACAUUGCAUUCUUUACACAGUCUUUAUCUAAUAUAGGCUUGAGAAGCGAAUUAGAUUAUUAAAAUUAAGCCCAGGUUUUAUUAAAAUAGUACUUCCACAUAGUUUUUAUUAGUCUAUAAGAUUAUGAUUUAGGAUGUUUAACACUGUUUAUUUUCCUUACUGAAAUGUGUUUAUUUAAUGUUACAAUCUUAUCCAUAUUUAUUGUUACUGUAUGGAUGCUAUUUUUUUUUAGGAAAAAAUGUAAGAUUAUCUGUGCAUUUCAGUAUCUUGUAUAUAGUACAUAUAUUAAAUCAAGUUGAACAUUAUUUGAUACAUAUUUAACUUUUUUGGAUGUAAGCGAGUCACAAGUACCCAUUUUCUAACGGUCCUCCCCUCUUGGAUAUGAAACUAAACCAGUAUUAUGUGUAUGAUGUAUUUGAAUUUCUGUCUGUAUGUCCUAGCACUGUUCCAAACUUUUCUAGAUCAUUCUAAUUUUUAUCUGUCACACAACGGAAGCACAAUGACAAAGGGAAGAUAUUUUAAUCUUGCAACCAGUGUCGAGCCUCAGGUUUUCAAGUUUAACCAUAGCUGAGUAAAACUCUGAAAAUAUUACUUCAUUGCUUAGUUUUCUUUUUCUUUUACAGUUUAGGAAAAAAAAUGUAAAAAUAUUGUUUUGAUCGUUUUUUUUUUCCUUUACAUUUUUUUUGUCUGAUCUUAUUUUCUGUUGUAUUGAUUUGCCAAAAAUCAAGAAAAAAUAGAUAAAAACAUUGCAGCAAACAGUACAUAGUAUAAAUGGACUAAUUCUAUUAAAUUCCUGUCUAUGCAUAUUGUUAGGUAUAACAUGUCAUAUUUUGAACACGCUUUAACUGCACAGCGAAAGCUUCAGUGUCAAUUGCCCUCAAGAUGAAAUACAUUUCUAAAACUAUUUGUGAAGUUUUAUGAUCAGAAAUCCACCCAGCUGAUCAUGGACUCAAGAAGUCUGUUGGCUUGAUUUUUCUUCUUUUUUUUUCUUUGACUUACAACAAAAAUUGUUAGAUUGCACUUUCGGUAUUUUUUCCCAAAGCUGGAAAAAAAAAGAAUCACUCUGAAUUACAUUUUGUCUCAAUCAUCCAGACAUUGGACAUAUGAAUCGGGUAUUGUUAACAAGGUAGUUAGACAUGUUAGGAGCAAGAACAUUGACAGCUUAUGAUGCAAAAAUGACAUCUCUUUUUUUUAGAGCAUGGAGUCAGGAACAUAAGACACUUUAAAAAAGUUGUCUUAGAAUAUGUAUAUAGGAAACAAAUUUUGUUUUUGUUUUUUAAGUUUGCUCAUUCCCAAGAGGAUUUAAAACUUGGCAGAGGUUCCCAACCUUUUUAGUGAGACAUUCGAAGAAGUGUCUGUAAACCCUAUGAAUCAUGAAUAAAAGCAUAACACAAAUGACCUUUUCCCAAUAAUACGUAUACACAAUUGAAUUGCUCUAAAUUUAGCACUGACAUCUGUGAUUUAAUAAUUAUUUUUCUCUAAUUGCUGAACGCAGAAAGCACUUUCUUAUCAUCUUUAUGUAAAAUGCAACCUGCAUAAUCACAAACUGCUUUUAUUUCAGACAGAUAUUUGGAAAUCUAAAAGAAAAUGUUGUUAGAAAAAAUACUAAGAAAUAAACAUUUAGAACAAGUCAACUGAUUUAUAGAGCAGUACAACGUGUUGGUUAAAGAGAGAACAACACAAGUACUUCCCUUUUAGACAAGGGGGAAUUGCUCCUCUGACACAUUCACUUGUGUGUGUAAAUUUCAGCUUCAGCGAUUGGCCUCUGUAAAUUGAAUAUUUAAUCAAAGGAGCUAAUAAGACCCAGGAAAACAAGUCAAAAGAAGCCAGGAGCUCCAUGUGCUGGCUGAAUUGAAAAUGUAUAAUACCCAUAUACACAUUUUAAAUUUACUCAACUAAAACAUGUAGUCCUUCCUGACCUUAAAGAAGAACUGUAAUGUGUACAAAACUAUACAUUCCCUAUACUAUACCCAUAUGCAAAACGAAAGAGUUAAUAAUAUGGUUUACAGUAAAUGAUAAUAAUAUGGUCAAUAGAGAAGUGGUACAUAUCACUACAUCUUUCUUCUCAGAUCUCCAGCCUUACAGCUUUAUGCACCAUCAUAUUAGAUUGUGCCUCACAUCUUUAGUCAAAAGGCCCAUACAGAGAAAUAGGUAUGUAUGCGUCUCUCUGGUCCAGAUCCUAUAGUGCUGUCUGAAAACAGUAAGAUUGUCUAAUGAGCAUAUCAAGUGGUUUAGAAAACCACAUACAGUAAUGCCAAUGCAGAGAGUUCCAGUACUGGAGUUUACCACCUACCAUGUCCAGUGCAAUGGGAAAAAAUGGUCAACAAGGUCAUAUAUACAUAUAUUACCUGCUGUGAGAAAUUAAAAGAAGAGAGGGCAAACAUUUUCACCUGUGUCUCACAAACUGGUUGGGAAUCACUGCUAUACAAUUUCACCCUUUCUUCUUAGGAUAUACCAAGUAUAUAUAUAAACAUCACAUGAUUGAGUGUGAUCAUAUAAAAUCAUAUAUGACAUUACAUUUCAAUGAAGUAUGUCUUUCUUGAUGUGGCUGCAUGCUUGUUUUACGAUACACACCAUAACAUAUGUGGAAAAAAUGCAAUAAUAUGUUUAAAUAUAGUAAAUAUGAUAGUAAAACCAACAGGAGUCCUGUAGCUGCUAGAACAAUGUCAAGAACUGUACAGGUUUUCAAAACUCAACAAAUAAAUUGUACACUCCCAAUCUAGUUAGGAGACACAAUAAGAGGAAAGGUCACACAAUUUGAUCACUGAAAACAAGAGCUGCAGACUAAAUUCUGUUGCAGGUAUAUUGUCACAUUUUUGUAAUCUCUGUAGUGUAUUUUUCUGUUCUGUACUGUUUGUGCUAUAAUAACUGGGUCUCUUUGCUGCAACUAUAUCUGACUUAACCCUUCUGAUGACUGUGUUGAACAUGGUGGCUUAUUUUUAAAGCAUGGUGUAAAAGGGACAAAUGCAUUUUAUCUCAUAGUCAGGGUUGUUUUAGUCAAAGAACCAAAAAAGGAGUUGGGAGAGAAGAUCUCUAGACCUCAGUAAUAGAAUCUAGAUAGCAGAACCUCUAAAAUGCAUUGUAUUUUAACCUCCUAGGUGGUACACCUCCUCCUUGUUCAUGAUAAGGUCACAUGGCAAUGCAACCUUUGAUGCCUUAAUGGAUUUUUUUUAAGAGUGCUCAGUUACGGAGAACUUAGUUUAAGAAACAAGGUCACCAAAUGUUAUAUCUCCUGAGGAUUCUACAUGUGGACCCUCCCCUACUAUGUUGCAUUCUAUAAUAAUAGUAAGAAUAUAAAUGAAAAUUGUGUAACAAAAGGAAGAACCUCUCAGAUGGGCAUGGAAACUGAGAUGACCACUCACAUGUGGAUAUCCCACUGCUACAGUUCCCAAGAGAUUUAAAAAAAAUCAGUGAGUGAAUAAACCCAAUAAGAUCUAACUGUCAAAUGUUUUUUUAUAGAUAACAUUUGAAUUACAAUAUAUAAUCAGUUUGGUUUGCAUUUACCAACUUCCAAGUCAAAUCUUUAAAGGCAUGCAAAACUGGGGCCAGACCAGAGAGAUGAGUUAGUGGAUCCCAUAUGAAUCAGGGAUGAAGAAAAUUCACCCAUGCCCUAACAUAUACUGUAGUAAUUUCCUUCAGCUCAAAAUAACAAAAAAAUAUUUGUCCUGCAGAAACAUCAACCAACCUCCAGAUAUCUGCCAUUAGCUCAUUAUUGUGUUAAAGUGAUUCUAACCAUACCUUUAUACAAGUCCAAUUUUAGUGGUGAAUCCUGUUACCUGCUAUGGGUCAUAGUGCAUUUGUGACAUUUUCACAACAUCAAUUAAUAAGCCAUCAGUUAGUAUGAAUGGUGUGACUUUAGCUGUCUGUAACUGUCUUUACUGGGAUGAGGAUAUAAUCUAAAAUUUUGUGGUGUGGGCAUAUUCUUCAGGGCUAGAGUAAAAAAUCUAAAAUUUAAGUUAGGAAAAUGUUAUGCUACCAAACAAAAAGAAGAUUACUGUGAAAUUGAUAUCCCUAAAGGAGAAAGCAUCUGUAUGUUUUAUGGGGAGCAAAUCUUUAUAAUAGACAUCAUAAAGUCUAAUAUCAUAUUAUUACUAGUACAUUUAUUAACAAUUAGUGAUAGAAAACAAUGGUGAAUAUGUUAUACGAAUGCAGAGUAGACAUUUCACUAUAGACAGGGUUACAAGCCUUCAUGUUUUUUUUGCUGAAGUUCAGAAGAAAUCUUUAGAAAUGCUAUGAAAAGCAAGAACAACAAUGAACAAAAAAAAUACUAUAUUUCAAAAUGUAAUUAGUAAUACAAAUAAUAUUUACCUUCAUUAGUAAUGGUGUUAUGUCUAAUAUCCAGAGUGUUAUUAUACUGAUGGUAUUAUAUUACCCCCCCCCCCCCCAGCACCUAAAAUGCUGAACUGUUAUAUUGCCCAUACACUAGGCAAUUCAUGCACUGUGGUAUAUUCAUCCCUUUCAGCAAGCUGACUACAAAAAUUAUCAUCCAGAUCACAAAGCAAGCAUACUUUCGAUUAACUCACUAAUUCAAUAGACAAUUGCUAAAGUUUAAAGCUCAACAGAACUACAAUAUAUAGGCAGUGAGACAGAUAAUGUACAAACAAACUCAUUUUUUAUAGACAUAUUUUCACUUUCCUGUUACAGUGGCUACGAAGGGUGUCUAAACAUACGCUGCAUUCAAAGGGUAACAAAGCAAGACCCAACACUCUCAGUUAGUGAAAGACUUGAUCAGAUACACCCUCUCUCUUCCUCUGCAAUACAAUCUGUGAGGGGCGUGGCUUUUACUCUUCCAGCACAGGUCAUUGCAGAGUGAGGACUUGAUGCAGAAUUUUCACUUAGAGAAAAUUAUAUUUUCAGACAUAUUCUAGUAAAAAACAGUUACAAAUCAUAACAUGCAAGGCUACCAAUAGAUACAUAAAUUGUGAUGCUUUUAUUGAGCAUUAAGAACACCUGGACAAAUACUGCGUUGUUGAUGCAUUAGCACAGUGUUAUCAGACAUAUACAUGCACAUUUUAUACUUUUUUUGUAUUUAUUUCAUAAAGUAAUUUUUUUCAGUAAUAAAAAUAUAAAUGUAGAUGUCAAAUAUUUAGUGAAUGCAAGAUGUCCUAAGGAUAUUUCUGAGCUGGAAGCGUUCUGCAAGGAAAAGCAAGAAAAAGUUCCUUAAGCAAAAAAAGUGUUAGCAGGCUACAAGAAGCAAUUGUAGGCUGUUUUUGCCAAAAGUUUGUUAAUAGCUAACAGAGGGCUUAAACUACUUAACAUGUAACAUUUUAAGUUAACGUGAUACUAAAAAUGAUCCUUAUUCUCCAAAAGUAAUUUAUACACAUCCACUAUUUAAAGGCCUGGUAAAUUAAUUUUUCAUGAAAAUGUUAUUCUACCUCCUGAUAUCAUUAUCUGUGAGCUUGUGAAACUCUCUUUUUCCUCUUGUGUUUAUUUGUUUAGAAUGAGCAGUGCACAUUUUUUGCACACUAUAAAUUCCAUAUUCCAUAGUUCCUAGUCAAUUUCAGGAGUGAGCAAGAGGGGGUGGCUACAUUUGUACAUACAGUAGUACCACAGCGUUACAUACAGUGGUACCUUGCAACAGGAAGACGGAUCACAGCAGCAAUGAAAAAGGGUAUUUGGAUGGGAGCAAUCGUAGACAUUUUUGAGUUAGUAUUAAACAUAAUUGAAUGUUUUUUUUUUUUUUUUUAAACAGAGUUUAGUGUCACUUAAAUUUUAAUGUAGUUUGUUACAUUCAGAAAAUGAACUGUAAUUAUGCACUGAAAUAAGUAUUAAUAUGUUUUUACUUAGAAAAACAACAAAACAUAAAUUGACCAGGGAUGCCUAAAUUUUUUAACAUAAAUGAAAAAUGAUUGUUUAACAAACCAGGUUCACAAGAUCUAAACCUAUAACUAGUUGUACCUGCAACCCCCUCCCACCCCUUAUACUAUGCCACUGUUACUGUAUGUGUUACAUUAUUGGGCUUUUUAUAUAGUACACCUGCCAUUAAAAUAAUAUUUUAGGCUGGCACAGAGAUUAGAAUCUUAAGAAGAUGUCUUGUGAUAUCUUCUUGAUGGUCCCAAAAGCCCUGAAUAACAUUGUACUCUAAUAUGCAGAUGUCAAGAUUUCCUAGCCAUGUAAAAAAAAAAACUAUUUUCUCUUUCCUACCUCCCUCACCAUCCUAUUGGACAUUUACUAGGACUGAUAGUUAUGUUUUAAGGUCUCUUAGGACCAUCUGUACAAAAAUAUACAGUAGGAGCAUAUGCAUAUAUACAGUAUUUAGAUUGAAAUUAGGAACUCCUAUUCUAAUUGAAUACUUAUGUUAGUUAAAUAGUAACAGUUAUUAAAAAUAACAAUAACCAGUUAAAAUCUUCAGUAAAAAAAAUUGUAAGGCUUGGCAUUCCUACCCUCAUUAUCCAGAGAAACCGUAUGUAAGAGCUGCAAAUUGCAUGUUUCUCUUUUCUAUAAUGGGGAAGCAAUAUCUCUGUCUGUAAUACUGUGUGCUCUAUUUCUGUAGCAUCUAUACAUGGUAAGCGUAAAUGCAUAAAAAUGUAUAUAAGGGACUUAUGAUGUCAUUUAAAGGUUUGCAGUGAAGAGCUGUGUUUCCCAAAUAUGAAAAUCUAGUUCUGUAAACUUUUUCAGCUGCAUGUUUGUAGAAUAUGUGAACCGAUAAGCACCAUCUUGAUUCUAGAUAGAAUAUUCCAUAUUUAUUCAUUGUUUGCGUUAUAUAUUAUUUUAUUGUCAUGUUUGUCAUCACCAUUUAGUAAAAUGAACUAAAUAAAAUACAUUACCAAGAGAAACAUAGCAUUAUAGAACUACAACAUUAGUAAGACAUACAUUUUGUUCAACUGUUAAGUAACUCAUCUUUCAUUAACGGACGAUAAUGUGCAUUUGCUUAAUGUUCCCCAAUAAAGGACAGGGAUUACUUAAUAGCAUAACACAAAGAGAAAUGGUGUACUGAAGCUACAGCAAAAAAAGAGACUGGCUUUAACAGUUUUGGCCAACUACUAAAAGCUGGCUUCAUAUUAGAUUCCAUGAGCUAUUUUACAUCAUGGUUCUUUGCACUAUGUUAUUGAAGUUAUAUUUUAUCCCCUUUUAAAUGAAAACAAAAAUAUAUAUAUAUAUAUGUAAGUUCCUUUUGCAGAGCCUCUUACCUCACCCUGGUCCACUAUGAGAUAUAAUGAACUCAGCCCAGAGGUUAUUUGGGGCCUUCCAAUAUAUGCUUUCUAGCCAAUACCCGUGGGAUGUACUUCCAGUUUGUGACACCAUGAAAGCAGCGGGGGAGCAAGGUUUUAAUAAUCCACCUGUCAACAAUAGGUGUAGAGUUCUGAGACCAUCAUCCAAAAUGAGCUACGGUGAAGUAGGGUACCCUGCAUUUACAUAUAUUCUGCUCAUGGGGGAUUAUCAAUUUAAAAUGAUGAAUGAAGCACCAAAUGAUUUUACAAACUGAUGGUGAAAUUCACAUAGAUAGCUGAUAUAAACGAUAGGAUGAAAUGUGAAAACAAUUAUUUUUAUGGCCAGUUUCAUGGUCUGUGGGUGAUAGGCAAUGACCAGAACAGCACAGAUGUUCCAAGGUCAACAGAAAUUGUCCAUGACUUUGGAAGUUAUUUUGGAAUGUUGGCCGCGUUGCAAAAAUCAUCAGUUACUAAUAACACAAUGGCUAUAGUAACCAUUUUUUAGAGUCAUUCACCUCAGAAUUUACUCCCGUUAAAACAUGACAUGGACAACUGGCUUUAAAAAGUCAUUCUAGAAAGCCAGCCACUUUGCAAUCUUCAUCAGUUAAAAAGACACAAUAGUGGCUUUAACAAUUGGCAGCCAGUUUGUAGUGUAAACCAUCUUGCAAAAACUUUGCAAGUUCACACAUUAAAAAUCUUGAUGGCUCUAUAUUUAGAGGUGUAAAAAAAAUAGUAAAUACCGCAAAUCACGGGGAACUAGCAUGCAUUCAGUAUAUCCAAACCUAGUACUUGUGAAAAUAGAUGGUCUUACUGUAGCAUAUUUCUGCAAUUGUACAGUUUACAGUGUCUAUUAAUCAUUGUAAUCACAAAUAUACUAUAUAUAUGUAUCUAUAUUUUUUCUUUUGAUGGGCUGAAAUGUUUAUAUUUAAAAUGUUGCCACUAAUACUGCUUCCGAUAAAUCUGUUUACCUGUCAGCGUCGCAUCAAGAAACUGGUUUAUGGAAUGUGAUGAGGAGUUUACUCACAUGAAAAAAGUGGUAGAUGUCACAUAUUUCAAAACUUUUUACAGUUAAAGAGGGUUUCUUCUACACAGUAAAAAUGGAGCUCUGUUGUAAAUUACUCUCUCUUGUAACAUGCAGCAGUCCUGCUCUCCCACUGACCCCCCAUAACCAAAAGCAGGAUACUUGCUGCCGGUGCUUUAUUUGCCAGACAAAAGAAGUCUAUUCAAUUAGGCAAUAGUGACCAAUAUGGGCACUAAUAACUGUUUGAGGAAUAAUGCUCAAAUGUGAUUGGUUGCUAUAUGCCAACUUUUGGGUGGAUCAUUACUGUUUUUUUCUAUGCCUUAGUAAAAAAGCCCACCUUCUCAUACAGUGACCAGAGAAGGGCCUUAGGUCUGAGUGGGUAACCUGCAAUCCAGUUUUCAUUUGUGGUGGCACUGGAGAGCCAGUCUAAGAUUUCACUUCUGAAUGUGGAAGAAUAGGAGGGGCAAUGGCAAAUGGGACCACUUCAUGUUACUAUAAUAAGGGGUCUCCAGAAAGCUUCUAUUUUACUAAAAAAAGCGGAAACCCUCUUUAAUUCUUGCACCAAGAGUGCAUUUUCAGUUAAUACCUAAAGCAAAAAUGAAUAUAGCAACUUUUUUUCUAAGAAAUGAAAUUUAACACCUCAUGUAUUUUCAUUUUACUGUUGAAAUAAACAAAACCUCUGAAUGAAAAGGUUCAUGUGUGUUAUGAUGUGAUUCACAAAUGUGAGAGGGUUAAGUUUACUGUGCACACGUGCGAAAGCACGCAAUGUAGUUACAUGUUCUUCCAUGUAACAUAGCAAAUCGUAGUGUAACUUAGUGCCACUUAUCUGUUACCAAAAUGAAAAUAUCUGUACAUAUGCUUCUUUUUCCCUGUUAAAGGUGAGAUGAGCAUCUCUCAUGUGGGACAUUUCUAUUUCUUCAAUAAAAACCUAAUGAAGUA
Molecule: messenger RNA, 11209 nt
Organism: Rana temporaria (common frog)
Lineage: Eukaryota; Metazoa; Chordata; Amphibia; Anura; Ranidae
Gene: CADM2
Product: cell adhesion molecule 2
Exons: 10
Coding region: 309-1286 (325 amino acids)
Source: RefSeq, a predicted model, not a curated record